AUGAGACUGAAGAAUGAGAAUAGCAGAGUCACUGCUGUUUGUGGUGUUGAAGGAUGCAAAUGGAGAAUCCAUGCAUCACCAGUUUUAGAUUCCAUGACCUUUAUGAUUAAGACUUAUCAAGGUGAACACACAUGUGUGAUGGACAGGAAGAACACAGAAGCUACAGCUGACUGGAUUGCUAAGAAACUAGUUCUAGUCAGGAGAAUUCACCCCAACAUGUCCACCAAAGGGGUAGAAGCUGAGAUGAUUAAGUAUGGUGUGCAUCCAAGCAAAUGGCAGAUGUAUAGAGCACUAAUUAAAGCAAGAAAUGAGAUUGAAGGCAAUCACAUUGAAUCGUAUGCCAAAUUGCCAAAGUAUGCAGAGCUGAUCAGGAAAUACAACCCACAAAGUAUCUGCAAAAUACAUUAUGAUAGGCCUACUCUUCUUGUUGAGCCUAGAUUUCUCACAAUGUUUAUUAGUUUCAAAGCUCAAAGAAGUGGAUUUGUUGAAGGCUGUAGACCUUUUGUUGGUUUUGAUGGAUGUUUUUUAAAAGGUGCUUAUGGUGGUGUGCUUCUCACAACAGUCACAUUAGAUGCUAACAAUAGCAUUUUUCCUAUUGCAUUUGCUGUGGCUGAAGCUGAAAAUAAAGAAACCUGGAGUUGGCAAAAGGGCUUGAAUAUAGCUUAUGAAGAGAAAGUGCCUGUUGCUAGUGGAAGACAUUGCUGUAGGCAUAUCUGCAGUAAUUUUAAAGCUCAAUUUCUUGGUAUUCUGCUUAGUAACUUGUUCUGGAGAGCAGCAAAAAGCUUUGAUGUUGCAGGACAUAAUGAAGCCAUGGCUAGCAUAAAGGAAUAUACCUUCAAUACUGGACUAAAAUGUGAUCAUGUCACAAAUAACUGCACUGAGUCCUUCAAUGCAUGGAUAGGUGAGUUCAGAGGGAAGCCUAUCUUGACACUUGUUGAUGGGCUGAGGAAGAAGUUCAUGAAGAAAAUGCAUAAGCGAUAUCAGAAAGGGUGCAUGCUCACCACUGCCAUCACACCAAAGAUGGUUGGUAAACUACAAAAAAUAGGACAAGCAUCAAGACAAUGUGAACUCACUAUGGCUUCUACUAAUGUAUUUGAAGUGGGGGAUAUGAACAGGUCCUACAUAGUCAAUUUAUCAGCUAAAACUUGUGAUUGUGGAGCAUUUCAAAUUUCAGGCCUUCCUUGUAAACAUGCUGCACUAGGGAUUAUCUACAAGAGAGAAAAGCUGGAAUCCUACUGUGAGCAUUGGUUCUCAAGAGAUAAGUACUUAAAGACAUAUUCAAGUAUGAUUCAUCCAAUUCCUGAUGAGAAAAUGUGGCCACCUAUGCCAUAUGUUACACCUGUAAUAGUCCUGCCUCCUCCAUUAAGGAGAGCUCCAGGUAGACCAAAGACUAAAAAGAGAAGGGAACAUGAUGAAGGACAGUCUGUGUCACAACCAAAAAGACAUUGCUACAUCAAGUGUGGAAACUGUGGCUCUUUUGGUCACAACAAGAGGUCAUGUCAAGGAGCACCUGUCCAGAAUAAGAAGAAUGGCAACAGAACUACUGGCCAGCAAAGCUAUAGAAGAGGCAAACCAGGAAGAGGGACUGCAAACACGGGCCUGUCAGGAGCAACUCUUUGGGAUCAUGUCUCUGGCAAUGUUCCAGUUGUACACUCAAGCCAAGGCAGCAAUCCUUCUCCUUCAACUCAACCUGCACCUGCAACUGUGAAUGUGCAUGUGCAGAAUCAGAGCACAACAACCACUUCAAAGAAAAAGAGAGGAAGACCUUUAAGCAAUACUGGAGCAUCUGCUAGAGGGAGCAGCAAGAGAAACUACUCAAAUACUGCUCAGAUCACUCAAAUUGUGGAACAAGCUGGUCAUCAGCAAAUUGCUACAUUUCAAGUUGCUACACCUGCAUCUGAAUCCAUCAAUGCAGCUACAACACUGCACUCAACAAAUGUUAGCAACAAUAGCAGUUUUAGUAUGCAAUUCUGA
Coffea arabica (coffee) is the source of this 1974-nucleotide messenger RNA. The record is from RefSeq and is a predicted model, not a curated record. Lineage: Eukaryota; Viridiplantae; Streptophyta; Magnoliopsida; Gentianales; Rubiaceae.